Messenger RNA from Fraxinus pennsylvanica, 708 nucleotides. Lineage: Eukaryota; Viridiplantae; Streptophyta; Magnoliopsida; Lamiales; Oleaceae. The record is from the annotation of a GenBank genome assembly.
AUGUCGUUGGAAGACGAGUCGCUAAGGGAAGGAAGUCUCGAGGAGGACUCGCCGUACGAUGCCGGAGAUAUGAUCGACGAGCCUCAGCCUCCGCCACCGCCGUCGAUGGUGUUAUCGGAGAACAAGGAAAACGGUCCAGUUCUACCUCCACCGGUGGAUAUGAUGCAAGAGGAAGGCUUAGCUCUUAGAGAGUGGAGAAGGGAAAAUGCAAUUCGGCUGGAGGAGAAAGAGAAGAGGGAGAAGGAGAUGUUGAAGGAUAUAAUUGACGAAGCUGAUGAAUACAAAGCAGAGUAUUACAGGAAAUGGAAGAUCAGAUGUGAGAACAGUAGAGCUACCAACAGGGAGAAGGAGAAGUUGGCUUUGGAAAGCAGAGAAAAAUUCCAUGCAGAGGCUAACAAAACCUACUGGAAAUCAAUUGCUGAACUUGUACCAAAGGAAAUUCCAGCAAUUGAGAAGAAAGGUAAAAAGGGUAAAGAAAAGCAGCCUUCCAUUGUUGUGAUUCAAGGCCCCAAGCCUGGCAAGCCAACUGACCUUUCAAGGAUGCGUCAAUUACUUGUCAAACUCAAACACAAACCUCCGCCUCACAUGACGCCGCUGCCACCACCACCCGAAUCCGGAGAAGAGGCUAAAACCGCUGAGUCUGCUAAGUCUCCGCUUCCAUCCAAACCCGAAGGUACAGGAAAAUCAACUGAAGUUACACCUGGAUGA